CCGUCCCUUGUGCGCAUGCGCCGGACGGAGAUUGGUCGGUCGGUCGGUCUGUCUGUCGGGGAAUGGCUAAUUUCUCUUAAAGAGGAACAUAGUGUGGGGUUUAUUCCAAACGUGUGAGUGAUGUUGAAGGAUUUUGUUCUUGUUGAGCUCCUGUAGUUGCCACAGCGAGAAGCGCCGGCUCAGCUAUCAGAUUGCACCACUUUCCAUUUUACCUGAUUUAGAGAUGAGUUCCUCUGCGAAAACAUUGAAAUCUGUGGAUUAUGAGAUCUUCGGGGAAGUGCAGGGCGUAUUUUUUCGAAAGUAUACUGAGGAACAGGCCAGAAAGCUAGGCCUGGUUGGCUGGGUAAAGAACACAGCGGGAGGUACAGUGACUGGACAAGUGCAAGGAUCAGUUGAAAAUGUCAACUUUAUGAUGAACUGGCUGAAAUCUGUGGGGAGCCCAAUGUCUCGGAUUGACAAAGCCCAUUUCACAAAUGAGAGAGAGAUCUCCAAACUGGAUUUUAAUAAUUUCUCAACCAGAUAUUAAGAUGUUGCAACAACUGGUGUUUGCUGGAACUUUGCUAAUAUCACCUUUAAUGCCAUACAGCUUGGAGAGAGAGAAAGAAGGGACAUUUGUUGAAUGUAAGGGUUUGGAGAGUAAGGGGUGUAAGUUGCUUUCUAUUGAUAACCUACUUGGUUGAUUUUGUUGUUUUCCCCCAAUAAAUUCUGAGCCUUUCCUGUCUUUUGGGUCUGGCAAUCAACCUCCAUGCAUUUCUUUUGUCUAAAAAAAUUUUAUGCUGACGACAUAUUCUGCUCCACCAAAGUUCUUAAGCUUUCAAUUCGUUCACCAGAUGCUAUAAGGAAUUUUGUUGAGCAGAGGUGCAGUGCUCCCUUUCCCUUCAAUGAAAGUUAGAGACAAAUCACUCUGUCUCUCCAUCCUUCAUAAGACUUGUUUAUUUAAUUGUGGCUGCAUGUAGUCCAAGUAUUGGGAGUGUACAGCUCUAACUACCUCUUCACUUCAAUUUUAUGUUUUUUAAAGCAGAGAUCAGUCACCAGUCAUCUGCUGGUCACUUGUCUCUGAGGUUAUUCUGGUGCCUGGUGUAAUGUAUGUCACUUCAGCUGUCAGGACAAGAUAGGUGGCCGAUUUGUAUCAUGAAUGCUGCUGGAGAGCUGAGUCUUGCAUGCUAGAAUCAACAGCACCAAAAUAACAUAAUGGUCCUUUAAUAACUACUUAAAGCAACAUCACUGUUAGUAAUCUUUAAAGAUUAGAACUUACCUGCUUUAUAUUUUUGUUGAAAGUUCUCACAUUUGGUGUAAACUGCCUUUAUUAAAUAGAAUUGUAAAUGUAA
Messenger RNA from Rhincodon typus (whale shark), 1328 nucleotides. RefSeq names its product acylphosphatase-2. Lineage: Eukaryota; Metazoa; Chordata; Chondrichthyes; Orectolobiformes; Rhincodontidae. The transcript has 5 exons. Gene Ontology annotation, molecular function: acylphosphatase activity. The coding region runs from base 224 to 526 and encodes 100 amino acids. The record is from RefSeq and is a predicted model, not a curated record.